AUGCCGUUGGCGGGUCCUCUUUUGACACAGCUUAGCAAAGAGAAGACUGGCUGGAGAGCUAAAAUACCCAUGCUGCAAGACAAUCAACAACGGCCAGAGUCUGCCGCCGCGCCGCCUUCGCCUUCUACUCCGAGAACAUCCUCUAGCGCCCAUGUGCAGAUCACCUCUAGUUUCUCGCUUGGAAGACCUGGUUCGACCCGGACAUCAUCUAGUCCUAGCCAAAGUCGACUGCCUCAACUUCUGCCCCAACCUACACUCCAACAACUGCAACAAAGACAUGACCACCGCAAGACUCUUAGCGUGGGUUAUACUCCUUUGCAAUCUAACUCCGUGCUGCAUCGCCAACGCGUCGAUGGUGUUGAAAUGGAAUACGCGAGCAAAGGCCAAGACACUAGGCUUCUAUCGCUCUUUCAAAAGGCCAGAUCCCAGACACCGUUCAGUCGUGCAACUCCCGCGAGCUCGCCCUCACUAAGCACUGGACGCAGAGUACCUUCACCAAAACACCAAUCUCCGGCGACACCGCAAUCGCCCUCAAGAAUCUGCAGGGGUGUUUUCAGCGAAUCUGGUCAACCUAUUGACUUUGUAGACUCGCGCCAGGAGCUAAUCCAGUACUUGAGAGUCAAGGCUGAAGAAACCCGAUUGGAGCUACUGGCGCUUGAGCAGCUGGAGCGGGAUGUCAUUGAGCAGGACGAUAGAGGCGACAGAGAUGACAGAGAUGACCGAGACAACAUACUACCUCCAUUUUUGCUGCAGCCAUCAUCCAUGAUCUCGCCGACUGACAACAUCAAUCAGCGCCUUUCCUCUCGAUUACCCGUUAUCCAUCAACGUAACGAGAACUCGAAACUUAUGCAACGGGAUUGCGUUACUGAAUAUGACCACCGUCAGUCUGUUUCCUUUCAGUAUUCCCCAGCGAACCAGCUCUUGCAAUAUAAUCAGCAACCACAGCAGAGGCCUUUUCAGCGAUUGUUGAUGCAGCCCCCUGCCAAACCCGCUGUCGGCUCUCAAGUAUCGCUCACACAGCCUUUAUCGAGAAUACAACCGGAACAGGUGUCCAGACGAUCGCAAGGCACCAUCAACUGUGCUUUGUCACCCUCUUCGCCCUAUUCAUCGACCUCACCCCUCAUCAGUCCACUGUCUGGCAAAGCUGUGGUGUUAGCCCGGGUCAACACGCAAGCCAGAUCGGUUGCGGAUUCUGCUUUCCUAGAAAGCAAACAACAGUCAAGUCGUGUUAAGGAUUGGGGACCAGCUUUGAAAGUCGCUGGUUCUUACAAAGAGUUCGAAGCGCCCGAUGAUUAUGCCAGCGAUGACAACCUUCGAGACGUCACCUUGUCCGAAAUGAUGCAGAGGCAUCUAGCAUUGCUCAGCGAUAGUGACGAACUGUACUCUGGUCAUUCCUCUAACAACCAAGGUUCAAGGCAGGAGAACGAUUCUGAAAGCGAGGAUGGCUGGCACCAAGCAGACAUGACAUUCACGGACAGGACGUAUCACUUCGUGUCCAUGCUGGAGCACGAUUACGACCAUUUGAAGGUAAAGAAUCAAGAAGUACCCUCAUUACUGGCCGAGACCAUCCCCGAGAACGACUUUGGGGACAUUUCAUUCAGGACCUGUGCCGAACUAGAAUCCACUGCUCACGGCAACAUCUCUUCCAGCAUGCAGGAACGCCAUCAACGGUCUUUUCAGCUACCAGCGGUAGCUCCUCAGGAGGGAGCUGUCACGAAUGAGUUUUUGAAGUCGCUUCAACCUCAGCCUCUGUCCCCUGAGAAUCAACGAUUCACGUUUGGCAAUCAACAAUCGACAUUCGCACCAGCAACAAACACAACCAUGGCUAAUACGCUGAGCGGUCAUCCCUUACCACUCCCCGCGUCCAUUAUCACCACGCGAGGACGCUUCCAGCAGACACCCCAACAGCAACCUAAACUGGACGAUCGCACGAGUGCGCAACAUCAACCCCGAGCGGGCCAGGCCGUUUCGUGGUCUCCGUCAACUUCGCUGGGCGCAGCAAAAUUUUCAUCUCAGUCCUCAUUGGCCAGCGCCUCUUGGUCGGAUGUUGGAACCCCCGACUCAGUUUACUACUCUGCAAGAGAGAAUUUAAUGGAUUCAGUUCAAGCCGAGGGCUCUCCAAAGCCCCCUUCACCGGUGAUUGCAUCGAUGGCAUUAUCUCGGUACCAACCGCUGGACAUGAUCAUCAUUCGUCCUGCAAAAGCUGCUGUAAGAAGUCCUACAGAUGAAGACUCUCUGUCAUGGUCCUCACCGUCACCUACGUUGUCUAUUGAAUCCAACCGUUCAACGAGCUCAUCCUGGUCCUGGUACUGGCCUUCACCCUCUUAUCAUUCAAGAUCCAACUCUCCUACGCCAUAUUUUUUUGAUGAACUGCGAACCAAACAUGGUCAGGUGCAUUCGAGCAAAAGAUUAAAAGCUCGACUGCCGUUCACGCUCCAAAAUGCCUCGACGCUCUCUGAGCGUGCACCGCCUCUCGGAGGCGCCCAUAUCAAAUCCAGAAGCAUGUCGUCGCUGAUUAAGCACCGGAAUGGUUGGCUCGGGUUCCAAGCGUUGGAUGUCCGGAUGGUUGCAUCGGGUCGUUGCCACAUUGUGGUGGUAACGCGGUCGAACCAAGUAUUUUCGUGCUGGGAGAACGACGAGGAAAACAGUAACUACGCCAAUGAUGAUAACUCUAUGAAAAAGGCGGGCGUAAGCGAAAUGGAGGAAACACUAGGCCGGAAGACUAAGGCCCAAAUUGACCCUACCUUCCUGCCUGAACUGGUACAGAUUCAGGAGGAUGUGGACACACUACCUUUUAAGAUUGUGAAGAUUGCCUGCUCUGACAGCGCAACGUUUUUGUUGACAGAGAAUGGCAUUCUGUGGGGAUGGGGCUCCUUUAAGGACGCGGCUGGUCGUAGGGUUGGAUUGCUUAGCCAAAAAUCGGCUUCCAGGCCAAUCCAGAUCUGUUCCCAACAGAUUAAGGACAUUGUCUGUGGUCGCAACCACAUCCUUAUCCUGAGUUUCUCGGGUGAAGUCAUCUCUUGGGGCGCCAACGAUCAUGGUCAGCUCGGUCGGUCCAUCUCAUCCGUUUCUGGGACAUCAACAUCACAGGAACAGCAGGACUUCGACCUUUCGCCACACUUCAUCGAGACCCUCCCUUGGCGUAUUGUGGGAAUAGGCGCAGGCAAAUUGUCUUCAUUUGCGUGGGAUGAAGAGAAACUAUAUGGAUGGGGGGACAAUACAUAUGGUCAACUCGGCCGUGCCCCUGCUUCGAACGUGACUACAACACGGAUCAAAGAGCAAUACCCCAAGGACGCGAGCGCGAAGAGUUGCUCUGAGCAGAAGGUUAUUGUAGAGUCUCCCAGGGAAAUCUCGCUCCAUUGGAAAGGAAAGUCGAUUAGGCAGGUUCAAGGUGGUGAACGUCAUACUGUGAUUUUAAUGAUGUCGGGCCUAGUCAUUGCUAUGGGGAAUGAUGACUUUGGUCAGCUCGGCAUCGCUUCGCCGCCAUCCUCAUCCUUAUCUUUAUCAAGUUUCCCCAAUUCGGCUCUUACUCCUGGAUCGCCUUGGCUGAGCGCCAAGGCACCUGCUUGCGAAAAAACCGAGAGUGUGGACUCCACUUUGUCAGACAAGUCGAAGACACGGCUAUUUCCUGCGCUGGUGAGGAUCGGUCCUGGUAUGAAAGAGAUCUGUUGCGGUGACUUUCAUACGGUAAUAUGCAGUGACAGCGGGCAGAUGUUUAUCUGGGGACUAGGGUACGUUGGAGUCCUCGCCAUCCAUAAUCUACGCAGCCUUGAUGAGACCUUAAGCAAGACUGACAUGAGAUUUGGCGGAAACAAGGUUUCUGUUGCAUCUGUCGUAGAGACGGCUCGUAAGGUUGUUGCUGUCUCGACCAUGCGAUCAGGUAUCGCAAUUGCACUCGUCUCCAGCAACUGA
Messenger RNA from Gamsiella multidivaricata, 3912 nucleotides. RefSeq lists its product as uncharacterized. The transcript has 4 exons. Bases 1 to 3912 code for a protein of 1303 amino acids. The record is from RefSeq and is a predicted model, not a curated record. NCBI's taxonomy places the organism in Eukaryota, Fungi, Mortierellomycota, Mortierellomycetes, Mortierellales, Mortierellaceae.